Nematocida major is the source of this 1239-nucleotide messenger RNA. RefSeq lists its product as uncharacterized. The coding region runs from base 1 to 1239 and encodes 412 amino acids. The transcript has a single exon. The record is from RefSeq and is a predicted model, not a curated record. Lineage: Eukaryota; Fungi; Microsporidia.
AUGGAACACACUCCUUCCUUCUCUUGCAUCCAGCCAAUAGAGGGCAUCCAGACGGCAAACAAGAACGUAUACAGCUACUUUAUGAAAAACGACAACUCGUACUACGUGGCCCCGCAGCACAGAUACACGGGCUACAAAAAAAGCACGGACAAAACAUACGUUGUGGUCAUAUCAAAGUACGAAAGCGCGACCGGGGACUACGCAUACACAAACAACAGCAGCGCCAUCCAGAUGGAGUGCCUGAUUGGGGAAAGCAAGAGCAAUGUGCAGCAGAAAAGCGUGCAUCUGUCAAAUCUUUUCCACGCCAUCAAGGAGAUUGAAUACUCUCUGCCUGGCACAGAAGAGAUACGGCCCGGCGACAUAUUUGUGGGCCUUGUGUACCCGGACGGCAUGAACAGAGUGAGCAUCAUGAACAUGGUGGACUCAGUUCUCCGGCACGCAGGGUUCAAGGGCAUCCUGGUUCUCCCCAUGGCGCUUGCGCUCAGCCUGGGCCUGGGCGUGUCCAACUCGGUGGUGUACAGCCCGUGCGACCAGACCUUUGCGCUUAUUGAAGACAACUGCAUGUUUGACAGCUUCACAGUCGGAAGAAAAAGCAGCAGCACGCUCUAUGGAAGCGACAUUGUGGAGGAGUUCCUAAAGAAGGAGGAGCCCCCCAAAAGCGCGCUCCCCGAGCUCACGUGCUUCAUGUGCGGCGCGCACUUUGAGAUAUCGGAGUUCAGCAUGCACUUCCUGAACAAGCACAUGAUAGACAUAUACGAAGACCAGGCGAAAAGCGACGCCAUGCUAAGCAAGUGCGCGCUGCGGGAGGAGCCGGCAAAGGAGGAGCCCGCGCCCGAAGCCAACCUGCAGGUUGUGGCCCGCGCCAUGGUGCGGCGCCUGUCUCCGGCAGAACGAAGCAAAAAGGUAACGGCAACGGUGAUUUUGGUCACAGAGAAGCACAUUCCCGCAGAAAGCGCGGGCCCUUCUGCAGAGGGCGAGGCAGCAGCGCCUGCAGAAGGCGAGGGCACAGAUGACCAGAAGGCUGUGCCUGAGGACGUGCAGGACAUAGCUCUGAUAGUUGAAGAUCUGGCAGACUCCACCCUUUUGUAUGUACAGGAAAAAGCCAGGGCGCAGACCGCGUGGAACGGCAUGUUUGCGCUUACAAAAAUCGAGCCGUCAAAAGACCUGUGGCUUACGGACAAGGAGUGGAAGAGCGUUGGCCUGCGGGUUCUUAAGGAGAAAGUGCUGUUCUUUAUAUAG